GCGAGAGAAGAGCAGGAGAGAGAAGAGCGGCGACCGGAGGCUGUUCUAACUUUGUACCGUGACGGCGACACACUAAGGGACUCGACCCCUCGUCACCGGCCGGUGUGUGUGUGUGUGUGUGUGUUGUGUGUGCUGUGGUGCGACCGCUGGAGCCCGGUACCCCCGCAGCGCGGAGGAGUGCGAUGCCCUCUGACUUCACCUCGCUGCUCUUCAGCGGGGACCUCGAGCUGACUCGUCCCGGAGCCCUCCUCCACCUCCGAGAAUCGGUGUGCGAUCUUCUACCCAGAGAGCUGCAUUUGCCUUCCUCCACUCAGCAGAACCCAAAAGUCAUGAGUCAAAAGAGUGGCGGAGAGGCAGGGCCUCCUCUUUCUGCUACUGUAGCAUCAGAUGCCAUGUCCUCUUCUAUGACCAUGGAAGGCCCCCGCAGUGCUCUUUCCAACUCUUCCAGCUCCACCAUACAUUCCAGCUCUUCAGCCAGUGACCAGAACCCAGUCCACAGCAACAAUGUUGACCAGGAGGAUGCCAGGAAUAGCCGCGUGGUACCAGAGGUUGUAGGAGCAGAGAACGGAAAUGGCAACGGCGGCGGUGGUGGUAACUGCAGGGGGAGCAGUGAACUGGGAGGUGGAAGAGGUGCAACAUCCCAGGAUCCGCAGGCACAUCACCAGAUGACCCCGUCAAAGCGCCGCACUGUAUUGAACAUCUCUCCGCCUCCGCAAGACUUGUUUGAUGACAGCCACAUGUCUUGCCAGAAUGAAGCCUCCCUGGACUCAGAGCAGAGUAACAGCAUCUGGAUGGAUGACUCUCUCUCCAACUUUAGUAUCAUGAGCAGUGUUUCCUACAAUGACAACACAGAGGUACCAAGAAAGUCCCGUAAACGUACCCCUCGACAGAGGCCUGGUCCGAAGGCUGUGCCUGCAGGGGAACCCAGCAUGGAUGUGUUUGAUGCAGACAGUGCUAAAGGCCCGCACUUUGUCUUGUCACAGUUAGGACCCGACAACAAGACAGCAUCAAAAGGAAGCUCUGACAAUCCUAAGGCAGCUAACCAUAAAGGGGGGACGCUUUCGAUGCAAUACCCACCGAAGAGUGAGAGGAAGGAGCUGAAGAUCCAGGUCCAACCUGAGACUCAGCACCGAGCCCGCUAUCUUACUGAAGGCAGCAGAGGGUCAGUGAAGGACCGCACGCAGCAAAGCUUCCCUACUGUAAAGCUGGAGGGUGUGAACGAGCCAGUGAUUUUACAAGUGUUUGUGGGCAACGAUACCGGGCGUGUGAAGCCUCAUGGGUUUUACCAAGCGUGCAGGGUGACCGGCCGCAACACCACAGCCUGCAAGGAGGUGGACAUUGACGGCACAACUGUCAUUGAGGUGUCCCUUGAUCCAAGCACCAACAUGACACUAGCGGUGGACUGUGUCGGGAUCCUGAAGCUCCGUAACGCUGAUGUCGAGGCUCGUAUUGGCGUCGCUGGGUCCAAGAAGAAGAGCACACGCGCUCGCCUUGUGUUUCGGGUCAACAUCCCCCGUUCAGACGGAUCAGUGCUCAUACUCCAGACUCCCUCAUCUCCAAUCCUGUGUACACAACCUGCAGGGGUGCCUGAAAUCUUAAAAAAAUCACUGCACAGUUGUUCAGUGAGGGGCGGAGAAGAAGUCUUCAUCAUCGGCAAAAACUUUCUUAAAGACACCAAAGUCAUAUUUCAUGAGAAUGUUUCAGAUGAGAACUCGUGGAUGGCUGAGGCUGAAAUCGACAUGGAGCUGUUUCACCAGAAUCACUUGAUAGUGAAGGUUCCUCCAUACCAGAAUCAAGCCGUCACCUCGGCAGUGUAUGUGGGAGUCUAUGUGGUGACGAAUGCUGGGAGAUCACAUGAUGUUCAGCCUUUUACUUACACUCCAGAUACAGGACAACAUGAUGUUCCUGUGAAGAAAGAGAUGCUUUCUCCAGUGAAGACUUGUACUUUUGAUGAACAAAUUAAAGUUCUGGAUGGUGCUCUGAUGCCCUCGAUGUUGCCUUUAGUGAAAAGAGAAGACGUCACUCCAAUGGAAGUGACAAGCAACCUUCAAUCUUCUGGCGUAUAUAAGCAGACUGGUGAUCUGUGUCAAGCCCAGCAGAACCCAGACAUGACUGCAGGACAUCUAAAUAAAAAUAGACCCUUCUCCAACAACUUGUCUCAGGCUGCAGCUGACCCUGACAAAGCUCAGGCUUCUGUUUUUACCAACACUGAGCCCCUGAGCACCAUCCAGAAUCAGGACAUUGCUCCCACCAGCUCAUUUCCUGUGCCUACAGACUCUCUGCUCCAGCAGGGUUCCCAGCAGUUCCUCCUGGAGCCAAGAGAGGGCCUCGGCCAGGAGAGACCGGGCAGUGGCUCUGGAGGUGUGGGGAGGCUGUGUGGAGAACCUACUCCCCAGCAGCAGCAGCAGCAGCUGCCAAUGUUCCCUCUAGAUGAGGUGGCCCAGCUUGAAGAGGCAGUGAGACAACUUAAAGCCAAAGGGUACUGCAACUUACCUCUUCAGUCUGACAACUCCAUGGUCAAACAGCAGCAGCACAUGCAGCACCAACAGCAGAUCCAAAAACAGCAAAUCCAGCAGCAACAACAGCAACAAAUGCAUCAGCAGCAGCAGGUGCUGGAGAAUUUACAGCAGCAUCUGUUUCAGUCACAGAUUCAGAUGCAGUGUGGCAUGUUUCAGGACGCCACCCAGGGCAAGAACUCAGAACAGCAGAGCUCAUCACAAGGAGUGGUGCCAAACCCAGGAUCUCUCUUUCAGCAUCCGCAGCAGCAGCAGCAGCAGCAGCAACAGCAACAGCAACAGCAGCAACAAGCAGCUAUCUUUCAACAGGCAAACCUACUUUCCAUUCAGACCAACUUCCUCCAGCAAACACCCUCUCACCCUUCACCACCCAUGUUCCACAACCCCAGCUCUCUUACUGAAACACAAGAUCCACAGGGAGCCCUAUUUCAGAAGGCUUCUCAGGAGCAGGUCCAGGCUGCUCUCUUUCAAAACACCAUGACAGUACUGCAGGCCCCAGAGCAACAGCCCACAACCCCUGGACUUUUCCUCCCCCAGUCCUCCCUGCCCACUCAGCUCACAACCAGCAAUUCUCAACAACAACAGCAGCAACAACAGAAGCAGCAGCAGCUGGUCUUCCUCAGUGCCCUACAGUCCCCUGCCCCUGAACCACAAUCAGUAUUUCAGGCUCAGACCCAGCUCUCCCCCAUCCAGCAGAGGAGUCCCAUGGAGCAGCAGCCGCCCUCCCAGCCUCAGACCCACGCACAGCCAACCCAGCAAGCUCCCUUAUUCCAGAACAUCUCUCCACAUCCACCUGCAAACACACUCUCUCCAGGCCAGCAGCAGCAGCAGCAGCAGACUGGCCUCCUGUUCUGCAACAACACUAUGUCCACGCCAGACCAGGCCUCCAGCCUCCUGUUCAACAGCCAGGGCCAGAUGCCUCCUCUGACCAGCAGCAGUCUGGUUUCUCAAGAGCCCCAAAACUCCUCUCUGCUGUUUUCACAAUCCAAUCUGGUGACGGUAAACCAGCAGGAUCGCUCUGAGCCAAUGGCCUUGGGGAACCCCACCCAUCCACGACAACAAGUCAUGUUUCAGGAGCAGCAGCCGAUGCAGCUGGGUGGCAGCUCAAACAGCCGACAGGAGCCUCCUGUGGGCCUCUUCAUGCCUCAGUCCAACAUGGCCUCUCUGCAGGGGGGACUGGCUCAAGAGCUCGCACAGUCAGCCAUGUUCGCUCCACAGAACGGCGUGGCGAACCAUCAGACGACCACCCCCUCCCCUGUUCAACAGUCAGGACCGCUCUUUCAGACGACCGUGAGUGGGGGCAUCAAUCAGCCAAGCCAGCCUCAACAACCUGGCCUGUUCCUCUUUGGCAUUCAGAACGGAUGUGGCCAGUUGAUGAACACUCCUGGAAACACACUGUCGGAUCAGAUCAUAGCCAUCAGCCAGUCUGGUCAGAACCAAAGAGAGAGUGAUGCUCGUAUCCAGUCUCUGCUCAAUCAGUCCCUGUCUCAGUCUGGGACUGUGCAGAACAGCAUGUCCGCCUCGCAGAACAUGGAGAAGAUCGACGACCUGCUGGUCAGCCUGCAGGAGUCCGGCAGCAACUUAAGUCGUUCAUAUUAACCUCUGUACUUCAUUCUUUUACUGAUAUUGUGUAUGGGAAAUUAGAUACAGUUAUACUUAUAUGAAUAUGUUUUGACAAACAGCAUAAUGUGAGUCACCAAAUGUUUUUUCUAGCCUACUCACAUAUAAUUGAGUCUUCAUUAGGAAAGAAACUGUGAAGCAUUGUCAAGUGCUGGCGGCUGUGCUGAGAGCAGCUGUUAUUAAACCUAUGGCAUAAUACGUUGCCUAAAGCAAACUGGAGAAAUUAAUAUCGAGACAGUGAACUAGAAAUUUGUGUUGGACUUUCUUGGCCGAGCAGUUGGACCAAGAGAGGCGAAUAUCUCUUAAUAACCUUAAAGACUGACUGACUCCCCAAUGUUAAAUCAUGCAUGUGAAAACUGAGGUGGACUGUAGAUGAGAACUGUGAGAAAAUUUGUCGUAACUGUCUGAUUACGAUGAAGGUGAUGAUGAGGCAGGUGAAAUUUAGCCCAAAUUUUCAUUCAUAUAUCUUGUGAAUUUUUGUUGAUAUCCGUAAGUAGAUUGUGAGUCGUGUUGUUGGUUGUCGUGGUGUUUUCUUAAGUGUUCUCCAAAGUGUUUGGUGGUUUCCGUGAAUAGUGUUCCCUUUAAUACUUUUUCGUAGUUUUGUUGUUGUUGCAUGGAGGGUGGAGCGCGUGGUACGGUAGGAGUGUCUGGACAGACUGUGGUAUGAACGGUUGAAUACAUCAUAGAUGUCGAAGGUAUAGUCACUGUUGACAGGGUUUGGAAUUAUUAACAGUGCGGCAAGUGAACCAAGAGAAGGUGAGAGGGGAAGAGUGGAGGAAGGUAACUGAGAAGUCGAAAAAUUGCAAUGAAUAGAAACAUUUCCUUAUGUCUUAUGUGAUGUGUAGCCACAAACAUGUGUCUUUCAUGUAUGUCUUUGCUUGUUAUUUCAGUGUUGCAGCAGAUAGCUGACGAUAUGAAUGAGUUCACUUUAGCUUUUUCUGAAAGGCCACAAAGUGACGUAGGUUUUCAUUGAUGAUGUGAUAAAGACAGAAACUGCAUUCAGUCUGUGUCUUUAAAAAAGUAAAGAUCUUUAAAAACAAAUAAACCCGACUAAUAAAGUUUAGGCCUGUUUGGUACAGUAAUAAAAAAAAAGAAUAUUUGUCAUAGAGCGAGUAGUGGUCAGUAACAUGAUCAUCAGGAGCUCUAAAGCAUAUCUUUCUAUAUUAGAUAUUUCGCCGUCACCACAGUGUACAGAUAGCACUUUGUAAUGUAGUAUAAAUGAACAGGCUAACAUUUAGUCUGUAUUCAUCAAAACCAAACUGUGUCAGUUUGAUUCUUUUUACAGCUUAGUCACCUUUGAAUACAUUAGGAAGAAAUAACUCUUUUAAGAAACUGUAGUGGUAGAAAUGUAACAAAUAAAGGCUGAUAUGUUUGUUUUUUACAUGUAUAUUCAGCACUUUACGAUGCUGUGACAACUUUACUCAUCCAGGGUACACUACAGUCCCACAAGAGGUGGCUUUCCUUCUUUUUUAUCUCAGCCGCCUCUUCCUCAUUGUUUACAGUGAAGAAGAUACAUUUCCCAUGUGUUUGCAUAGCAACGCUCAUGUAGUCGGGCAAACUCAACAAACAUAUUUCCACUCUUUUGAGAUGCUAUAAUACAGUUGGAUACAUAUAUUUCACAUAAUACAGUUAAAUACAACAUCUAAUUUCCAGCCAUGUUACAACUACUACUUUUCAUUCCCAAAACCUAGUGCGUUAUUUUUUUCUGGAGGGAAAAAAACUGCUUAGAAAUCUGGACAACUGAGGAAAGAUGUGGUUCAAGACAUUUUUAUUUUAAUGACUCUUAUUUAAAUACAUGCAUCUGCAGUAGAGAGAGAGUAGAAUGUAAUAAAGUAUAUUAAUAUAAUUUUUUUGUCAUAAGGGUAGGAUCGUUUUGUGUUGUAGUGUAAUUUUGCGUCAGGCACGCAUGAACUGGAGUAGUAUUCUUAAACCAGCUAGAGAAGAGCCUUUUUACCCGUUUUAUUCAAGUGAUGGAUUCAGCUGAAUGUUGAGGAGAAGCAAUCGUUUGUCGGCUACAACUGUACAUUAUAUUUCUCACCUGGAUGGACGUAUUAACAUGCAGUAACAGAGCCCUUUUUCUAUGUGUUCCUUUAACUGGAAAGUCUGCAGAUCUAAUGUUGGCCUGUGGACUCAGGACCAAAGUUUGACUCCAAUCUUGCUUUGCAUGAAUCCUGAUGACAGGCCAGUUUUUUCCUACUUGCAAUUAAACUUUUAAGGAAAUCAUAGACAGCCUAUUCUUUUCCCUCCUAAAGAUACAGAUAUCAUUGACGUCACACCUUUCUCUGUUUAUUGUGUUGUGUUAUGUGUGGUUUUACUGUACGUGUGUGCAUGAACAAGGGGCUGGUCUCUACUGACGACCCAAUGGGCUCUAGUUGAAUGCCUUGUCUCAUUUUUCUCUGCAGAGUUUGUCAGAAACUUAGAAACACAGUUACAUUUUAUACACUUUUCAAUCAGUUUGUUGUUUUUUGUGACAGAUAAGAUAUAAACUUGACUGAUGUGAUUUGUGGAACUACAAUGUGUUGGUUUGAGCAGUUAGACAGUGUUUUUUAAAGGGACCCUACUCCUGAAGGAAACCUGACUUUGGAGAAAAGAGCUAUCUGUGAUUGGCUUACUUCAACUUGUGAAGUAGAAGAAUUGAGAUCUCCAGUGUUGAAUAUUUAUGAUUAUAUUUGUUUAACAGUUUUCUUUUUCUUUUUUUUGUUGUAGACCUUUUCCUCGUUUUGGAGAAUCUAAUUUAUUUGUGUGUUGGUUAUUAUCUAAAUUGUUUCCCGUAAUCCUAGUUCUGAAUGUACUGAUGAGCCCCCACAAUAAUAUACAUUCCUGUGCACAGUUACACGUUAAUGAACAUAUCAUGUGACUUUUAAUUGGCCCUUAAUUUCUGCUUUAACCACGAAGUUAAAAGCAGAGAAAAAUUGCACAGAACUUCAGUUUUUUAAAGAAAUCUUAAAAAUAGGAGCAACAAAUUUCAGUAUUUUUACAAUGAUUAUAAUUCUGAUUGUGAUUAUAAAGUGUGGCUGUAGACGCCUCACUUGAGAUCCAGAAUGUUCUUUUGUACACACACUGGGGAGGUAAUUACUUUUUUGUAAUUACAGUUUCCUCGUUUGUUUAUUUACAAUGUAACUGUAGAUCAGAAAAACAUGAGUGUUUCUCUUCAUACAGUCUUUACUAAUUGUAUGUAAAAGAGCAGGAUUGUUGAUAAAGGUUCUCACUUUUUCCAAGACGCUACAAACUAACUCUGUGUUUUCCUGCAAUAGAACAAGAUGUGGCUUGCUAUUAACAUUACCAGUUCAUUUAAUAUCACCAAACUGAAAUUUGCUAUCACAGGUAUUUCACCCCCCCCCCCUAAAAUGUCACUUUAGACACGAAUAUAAGCUGUACAUGUGCCUUGAGGAGAUGUCGUAGUAUCAACCAGAUGUUUCACCGUUGGCCCUGUAGGGCGGUGUCGAUUAGUCCUCAUUAACUAGAAUGUUUAAGCCAUAAGACUUUAAGUGUGCUUAAAAUGCUCAACAACAGUGACCAGAGAAGUGUGGUUGUGGUUGAUACAUGUGUUGUGCAAUUCCUGUCAUGCGUCUAAUUUGUUUGUACUGAAGUAUCCAUUGCAUUUAUGUUACACAACGUAGAUGCAGACAAACUUUUUCUCUGAAACUGCUAUGCAGCUAAUAUACUGUAAAUGUAGAUCUGUUAGUUUUUGAAUAUAUAUAUUUUUUUCUAUAUAUGGCCUCUCCUGAGAAACCAAAAUAGAUGUUCUUUCUAUUAUUUAUGUUGCUUGUUGAAAUGUUUUCUGAUGCUUUAAGUGCCGCCUGAAACCAAUUAGAAAUCUUUUAGUCAGUUGAAAUGUAAAUUUCUCUCUCUUUCUUUGAUUCAAGGGUCACUAAUUGUCUUUUUCAUUACAUUGUUGCUAGUACAGUUAAUGUGAUGGUUUGUGUUAAAUCCAGGCCUGUUGGUUAAUGGUGUAGUGGUUACUCGUCUUUACGAUUUAUCUCAGGGCCUUGGAGAUACCAGGAUUCUUAUUCUGACCAAUAACAUCAAUGCAUGAUGGUUUUAUGUGUCUUUUAAUUACACAUUCUGCAAAGCAAUAUUCACUGUAAUUUAUCCCGACUUAGUCUGACAUUGGAAUUUUCAAAAAAUGUGCCUCUUUUGUAAUAUCUUUAAAGUCUGUUCACUCUUAACACAAAAGAACCACUUUACCAAUAAACAGCUUCUAUAGUCCUGGAAAUAACGAGGGGGAAAUUUAGUCUUUUUGUUUCUAACAAUGUGAACAAUCUUCUGAUAAUCACCCUGGGGAGAAAACAAUCUUUCUAUAUAUUUGGCUUUUGUUGGGACAUUUGUUUUUCUUGCAGAUACAUUUUUGUAAACUUGCUGCUAUCUAUAUUAAACAUAUACACGUUCAA
This is a messenger RNA of Limanda limanda (common dab), 8527 nucleotides long. RefSeq names its product nuclear factor of activated T cells 5b (gene nfat5b). Gene Ontology annotation, cellular component: transcription regulator complex. The transcript has 13 exons. The record is from RefSeq and is a predicted model, not a curated record. NCBI's taxonomy places the organism in Eukaryota, Metazoa, Chordata, Actinopteri, Pleuronectiformes, Pleuronectidae. Gene Ontology annotation, biological process: cytokine production; regulation of transcription by RNA polymerase II; calcineurin-NFAT signaling cascade. Gene Ontology annotation, molecular function: DNA-binding transcription factor activity, RNA polymerase II-specific; RNA polymerase II cis-regulatory region sequence-specific DNA binding; transcription factor binding. Bases 183 to 4115 code for a protein of 1310 amino acids.